This is a messenger RNA of Phasianus colchicus (ring-necked pheasant), 8978 nucleotides long. The record is from RefSeq and is a predicted model, not a curated record. NCBI's taxonomy places the organism in Eukaryota, Metazoa, Chordata, Aves, Galliformes, Phasianidae.
CCUUGCCUGUGGCAGGGGGUUGGAGCUUCAUGAUCCUUGAGGUCCCUUCCAACCCUGGCCAUUCUGUGAUUCUGCGCAGUUUGAUUUGCUUGUGUGAUGAGGUGGUGAUUCUUCCACAGUGCUGAAUGUUGUCAUGCUGUUUGAGGCUGUGUGUUAGAGAAGUUUCACGUUUGCAAGAGGAGUAUUUUCUGUCUCUGCUUUGCAGACCUAAUUGUGUAGGUCUGAUGGAUGGCUGAGAGCUUCCUUUGUCACUUGGAACCUCUGCUGACUUUUUAGAAGCGCAGCAGCGGAUGCAAACGAGUGGCAGAUACUGCAAUACUGUAGCCGUGAUCAAACACACGCUUACUGUGUGCUUUAACUUGUGCCUUAGUUGUAUCAAGGCUAUUUAAAGAGACUUCUGAAGGCUACUGCUGAUUGAGCAAGGCCGUUUUGUUUGUUUGUUUUACUUCCCUGUGAAAUUUGAGGGUGGAGGAGGAGGAGAAACAGAGAAAACAAAGGAAAAUCAAGGAGGUUUGAGUGCCUUUUUUUAAGGAAAAAGGCCAGGUUUUCCCAGUGGAUGCAUUUCCCCUCUGAUACAGCAGUGGCUUUCUUCCAGCUUUCCUUCAAAAUAAAAUGUUUAUGCUCUGUCAUGGAAUGCCAGGUGACAAAAGAUGAUAGGAAAGCAGACGCCGUGUUGCUGUUGUUUGUUUUUCCCCACCUUAAAUCAAAAUGAGGGAAGCUGUAACUGGAUGUGUUCUUCGUCCGGCAGCGUGGUUGGUUCUCCUCACCCAGUUGGUCUCUGAGGCCUUUUUCUUUUUCUUUUUAAACCACCUGUAAUGAAUACAUCUACAGAGGGUGGAAAGGAUGAUAAACUGCUCACUUCUCCUGAGCUGCGUGAAGCCAGCAGUCCUGGUCUUACACCUUUAUCAUGAAGCACAUCACUCAUACGUCUUUAAAUACAUUCUGAAAGGCACUUGUGGCAAAUCCAUGCUUUUGUAUGUGGCUGCAGGAGGAAAACCAUUUUUAAUACCCUGCAGCUUCUGAUUAUGGCAGGAUGCAUUUUGUUUUCGUAUAGUGGGGAUUUAGAUAUCCACAGAUGUUCUGGUUUGUAAUUCCUGUACAGCUGCACCUCAGCACAGUGUUAUUUCACAGCUGUGCUGCUGUUUUAUUGGCUUGCUUCUAAUGAACUGCAAUCUUGGCUCCAUGGAACUUAAGCUCGUUGAUAUUUGGUUGCUCAUGUCAUGUGCCCAUAAAAUUUGUAUUGUAAAGAUACUGAUGUAUUGAGAUUUGUGUGCUUGAGGUGCUCAAACAGCUCAUGUGGAACAAAGUUACAAAGUUUUCUCCAUGGUUCCCUAAGAAAUGCUGAUUGCAAAGCUUAUAUCUCAUCCCUGGAAAACAAACAAACAGCAGAUAAUCCAAUUCCAGCCUAAUUUGAUGGGGGUAUUAAUCUUCAAAAUGUUACAUGGAAGGUUUUGAGUAGUUUCUUUUGGUUUUGAAACCUCUGUGUGUGUGUGUAUAAAGAAGAGGAAGGCCUUUGCAGUGUCUGCACUGAAAGAAGAAACAGUGGUAAUUGUGCUCGUGUUAGAUGCCAGCAACGUGUGCGUGGAACUGAACCUGAAGGUGGAGAACUGCAGAAAGCAAGCUCCCUUGGUUCUGCUGUGCACAGAACAGGCUCGUGGGCUGCAGGCUCCUGCUGCACUGCUGAAAUCCUCACCUGCUUCGUGUUUGCCCCUCUCUGUUCUUGCUGUGUUGUGUGUCCAGGUAAAUGGGAGGACAGAAAGCAGCGUGAAAACUUUGAAAGGCAUUCAGAAGUCCAAGUAGGUCAUUCAUUGCUGAAGCAAUGGUCAGGGCAUUAGGGAUGAGAUCUCCUAUUUAGCCUCUUUUUCACUCUUUCUUGGCAUGCAUGCUGAAAGUUUGGCACUUGUCCACUUGUUUGGCGCUUGCCUGAAACAAUGGAGAGUAAACUGAGCUGUUAUGGAAUAGGAACACAGCCUUGAUGAGGCUGCUGAAAGCCCCUUUAUCCCUCCUGUCAGAGCGGGUGGCUAAGUCACACAGAUCAGAAAUCUUACAAACUCCUUUGCAUGGGUGAGGAUGGUAGGAUAUAGUUUCAAGCUGCCUUGUUCUCCCGGUUCACUGCUGAAAGGUUCUCCCUGAUUUCUCCUAUGGACAGCAUGAAUCAUCUCCGAUCUAGUUUGUGUUACUGGAAGAUGAGCAAUUAAGUUGUUUAGAUUUCUGGACUUCUGCUUGCUUCUGAUAACACAGUAUCAGAAAACAGGGAGGGAUUGAGCAAAGGUGAUGGCUGAAUAGAACAAAGCAGCUCAGGGCAGGCGACCUCUGCUGUACUCCAAGUGCUUUUUCUGCACGUGGUUUGGCCAAAGUAGGGCCCGUCUAAACAGAAAAGAGGAGUUGAAGACCUGACAAGCUCUAUGAAAAUGAGGUUAUCAAAGGGCAAUGAUCGAAGUUAAAUCCACCCAGAAGAGGCAUUUGGUGUUAAGGCAGCGAGGGCAGAGACAUCCUGCUAAGAAAUAGUUCCCCAUUCCGAGAAUUUUUCAAAGUGCAGGAAGUAUUAAAAAAAACUGUAAGUCUAGAAAGCCCCAAAAGAGCUCAGGUUCUUCUUUAUUCUCUUUUGUCAUUUAUUUUUUUUCUCCCUUCUCUCACUGGAGAGGGAAUUUCUUUCAGAAGUACUGAAGAGAAGGUCUAGAAGUUGUUUCUUUCCCUCAGCAAUGUUUUGAUGUAGCAUGAAGUUCAGUGAUGUUGCUUAUGGUGGCUGUGGGGAUGUGGAGCCCAGGGAGUGAAUUUCCCCAGCAAGUGUCCCACCUUACAGGAGCAGAGCUGUCCUCACUAAGGAUGGCAGAGAAUGUGGAAUGAGGUCAGAACAGCUCUGCAGACAAUGCCUCAACACGCAGAUUGAGAUCUUGCACAUUCCAAAGGAAGCACCAGGUGUGCAGACACACAGCUUUGCUGUAUCCUCUGAGAAGAAAACUAACCUGACCUGGAAUGCCAGUUUGGAAAUUCAGAGACACUGAUGAAGAAGAAAGAAAGAACUCAUCUGUGUGCUUUUGUACAGCGCUGCUUUGUGGGGUGCUGGAUUUCAUGUUUGUUUUCUUGAUUUCUUCACAAUGAUUCCCAUUCUGCCAUAACUGUUAGGGCUCUUCGUGUUCUGAUGAUCUCCUGCCUAAGCUGUAAUCAAGGUGCGUUCUCUGGCACGAUGAAGCAACCAGAAUUACUUCUCUCACUACUUUGGACUUUCUGUUGACUCCUUUCCCUUGCCAAGUAACCUUUAAACUUCACUUUGAAGCUUGUGCCUAACUUUCUGUUUCUAUAUUUUGAGCCCUAUUCUGAGCCUUGCUUUUGAUGUGUUCAUCUGUAUUUCCACCCCCUCUCCCCCCUUUUUUUUUUCAGUUCUCCUUUUUUACCCACUGUAUGAGGAAUUUCACUCUCUCUACACCUGCUCACAGCCUGCAGCUUUCUCAAUGGUGUCAGCUGCCUUCUACAUUUUCUUUUGCUUAAUUUCUCUGAAUUCAGUAUUUUACUGCUAAUUCCUGUACCUUGGUCUGCGUUUGUUUCUCUGUCUGCAAAUGCCACACACGAUUCCUUUCAGCUAAGAGGACUUGAAAGGAGCCCUGCAGGGACGCAUACUUAAGAGCCCACAGGUUCUUUAAUCACCUUUGUGUAAUUCAUACUUAGCCUGGUGCUUUGGCACAUUUGCAUGGAGUUGCUUCCUGUUCCAACUGUUGCUCUCCUAAAAAUUAAAGCUCUAAUCAAGUAAUUCAAGCAAUUAAUGCAAUAAGAGCAUUCAUCCUCCCAGCUUUUUGUUACCUUACCACUGCGUUCCAAACUGAAAGCUCCAAUGACCUCUUAAAUAAAGACCCAACAAAAAUCAUCUUUGAUUUGAGAACUUUUUAAACGAGAUUGAAUCAGGCUAUUCAUGUAACGACAGCAUGAGGUGACGUGACAUCAUGGUGCACCAGUAUUUGAAACUGCCUAUGUUGUGUUUUCACUACUGGCGCGGUGACCUUCUGCAGUAUCAGCGUCUGCUGCGGGCAGAUCAUGAUGCAAUUCUGGGCUGCCUGGCCUUCCUGUGAGACAUUCUGUUUGAAAAUGAAUAGGUGAGCCCUCGGGGGAGCUCGUGGUUUGUGUUUCAAAAAGAGCAAUAGCAGCAAUGGGGCUCCUCUGCUCUGUGGUUCGUUUCCACCGUUCCCCCGCUGCCUUGGCUGCACCAGAGCUGCUGGUACUGCUCGGUACAGCGGAUGGCAGCACUGCUCAGCCUUCCCGGGUCACUUCAGAAGGUGGCAUGCUGCCUGCUGCGCUGGGACACGGCCCUGGGGAUGUGUGAGGGCUGUGAUGGUGACCAGUGUGUCAGAGCAGAUUGUGGUCUGCCCACAAGGGGGAGCGGAAGCUGAAUUAGGACAGUGGGCUACAGCUGCAUGGUUAGGUACAGCAAUGUUAUGGCAUUCAGAUACAACCCUUUUCUUUUCACAGUUGUGCAACACUUUGACCCUCUGUGCUAGGAGCAGUGUUCAACCUAUUUGUGGUAACAUGCUAAAAAUGUUUAAUUUCUAAUGCUUACAGCAGUUUUAUUUUUAAUAGACUUUUAACCUUGGGUUUUGCAAAAUGCACUGAAUGUUUUUAAGCCUCUAAUUUGACAGAUUUUACUUUUUUUUUUUUUUUCCUUCUAGCCCCAUUAAAUGAAAAUCUUGGUGCAACUGACUGGGAAUAAUAUAUGCAGUCCUGCUGUUGGCUCUUGCUGGACUUUGUAGCUGGGUAAAGAAUGCAGACUAUAAAGUGCGUAGUUGUUGGAGAUGGCGCCGUGGGAAAAACUUGUCUUCUCAUCAGCUACACCACCAAUGCCUUCCCAGAAGAGUACAUCCCUACUGUGUUUGACAACUACAGUGCCCAAAUGACUGUCGAUGGCCGGACGGUUAGCCUGAAUCUCUGGGACACUGCAGGCCAGGAGGAAUACGACCGUCUGCGCACGCUCUCAUAUCCUCAAACCAAUGUGUUUGUCAUCUGUUUCUCCAUUGGCAGCCCGUCUUCCUAUGCAAACGUGAGGCACAAGUGGCAUCCUGAAGUUUCUCACCACUGUCCUAAUGUUCCCAUUCUUUUAGUUGGCACGAAGAGAGACUUGAGAAAUGACCUGGAAACAGUUAAAAAGUUAAAAGAGCAAAGCUUGGCUCCCACUACCCCACAACAGGGGACUUCGCUGGCUAAACAAAUUGGAGCAGUCAAAUAUUUGGAGUGCUCAGCAUUGAAUCAGGAGGGUGUUCGGGAGGUGUUUGCUGAAGCUGUGCGUGCAGUUCUUUAUCCUGUGACAAAGAAGAACACAAGGAAAUGUGUCUUAUUGUAGUUACCUCGGCUGAUGGAUGCUCAAAGUUGAAUAGUGACUAGAAUUUUGGAGGGCUUUUUAACGUGUUAAAUUGAAGAUUUGCAUCUUGCACUAACAGCUCUAAGCAGAAACGGUUUAUGCAAAGAAUAUUCUUGCAGUCUUAUUGCUUCAGGGAAACUGAAACAGAACUUUUUUUUUUUUUUCCCCAGCAGAGAGGUCAAAUAUAUACUUAAGUUCUGAAGUUCCAGUCUCCAGCUUCUCCAGGGGUCACUUGGCUUCUGUUCUUACUUAGUGGAGGGAAACAAAGGAAGGGACUUCUCUGAAGCCCAACUUCUUUACUUUAUAGCCACCAGUUGUUAGAUUUGCUGGAAAGCACAAGUUCUGAUAACUUUGCUUUAAGUCUAGGUGCUGUUUUUCCCAUUUCUUAUUUACAGAUCAAACUGGUUUGACAAAUAGAAGCCUGGCAUUUGUUGUAAUUUGCCAAUUCAGAACUUGAAAACAAUUUGUUUACAUACAAAAAUGCCAGAAAUAUUACUGAGAUUCACCUUGAAGUGAACUGUGAUCAUUUAUGUGAAGAGUUAACAGAGAUCUAAUCCAAUAAGCAAAGACCUAGGCAACACCUGCAAGUAUUUUGUUAAUAGAAGCAAAUUCCUAUUGUAAGGAACUUAGGAUAAUGAUGAAUCACUCAAAUGAGAGAUUUUAGUGCUGUUGAAAUGGAGAGCAGAUUAGGUGCAAGCCUUCCAUAAUCUCCUAAACCAAGUUAAGGUUUUAUUUCACUCUUCAAACAGACUUUACACCCUGAGAAUAAAGUUAAAAUUAUCUUCCUGGGCUGACUGAGAUAGUUGAGAUGACACUUAUUCUCAAAGUGAGUUUUUUCAGUGUGAUUCUGCUCUCCCUUUGAUGAUUCCCAGAGACUCGGGUACAAACCCAUUUGUUCUUGAAGAGUUCAUUGUUUCACUUUAUCUUCUUGGAGUCACCACCUGACAUUUCAUAGCAAAUCCUUGUGUUCUUUUUUUUUCUUUUCUUUUUUUUCUGGGAGAUCAUUGACAGAAAAUGUGGAGGUUUCUGUUUACAGGGAACAGAAACAUGGGUUUUUUUUCUAACAGUUCCAGUUAAGUUUGCCAUGGUUAGUGAGUCACUGGAUAGAUUUACCUGGGCAAUUUUCUCCCCCCUGCUGGGUAACCAGUUAGUGUAAACUGUUUUAAUGGAAGUUCUAUUUAUGUACUUCUCUAACUUUCUCUAGCAGCUCUUGUGAGUGGCAGCUGGCUGUGAUUUUCAGGAUGUACACUGUUAGUUGUGUGUGAUUCUGGGACCAGCUGAGGAGUGAGUGCAUGAAACCUUCCUUAGUCUUAACCUUAGAGCUUGGUGGCAUGAAAGCAGCAUGCUUCAAAGAUGCUUUGUAUGAAACCAGUGGUGCUGGACUGGGCUUUGUUGUCUGAGGUUGACAGUGCUGUCUUUGUCCAGAUGCAGCCUCCAUUGGUCAUUCAGAACUUGCAUCCUUGUGAUUCUCACACAUGCGAAACUGCACUGUGUAUAUCCUGGGCAGGAAAAAAAAAGCCUAAUUUUAGCAAGAGAACAGGAAAUAUAUCAACAAGGUUAUUAGGGAUCUUGAGUUAAUCUGACCUUGCUUUAUCUGAUACCAAAAAAAAACCAAAAACCAACCAACCAAAACCCAGAACAAGGGGUAGAUAUGUUCAUAUUUGUGCCCUAAUUCCCCUCUCCGAAGAGGAUGUGCCUUUCUUCAGCUGGUGUAACUGAUGCUGACACUAACUGCAACUCUUAUGUAUCUAUUUGCUCAUACAAAUACUGCUUCAGCAAACUGCAACCCCAUAGGUAGCAACUGCAGUUAACCCAAAUGUAUGUGGCUGGUAAAGCACCACUGAGUUCCUAACAUUGGUAGGCAACACCCAGUUGCCUGUCAUGCAUGAAUGUUUGCAGAAACCUGGAGACUUCUGCGUGGUUUUCUUCACCAGGUGUCGUUGUCUGGGAUGUCUGUGCUCCUUUUGCACUUGCAGAAGUGCUGUUCCAGAUGUGGCUCUGCCUGCAGGAGGGAGCAGGAGUAUUUCCAUCAGGUGACCUCUACUCACCACGUUCUGCCUGUUAGUAGUAGGCCUUUAGCGUGGGCUUGACGUGCUGGCAGCAAUUAAUCCUGUGCCUUGUAAUGCAAGAUUAUUUUCUGUAGGUAAAUUUCAGUAACUGAGUAAAUAGAGUUUAUCAUGUUUAAAAUAUAUUUAUUUAAGCCAGUGCACAUGUCUUUGUAAUGCUGGUCAGGCCUUUAUCAUCAGUCUAGUUAUCUUGGUGCAAGCCCGUAACCUUUGCUUAACUCAGAUGUACUUUAACAACUUUGUGAUAUGUUUUAACUGCUCUUAAAUAGGCUUUUAAUGUCCACAACAGGCACCUCUUUUUAUUUGCAAUUUUGUACUGAAGCUACUACUGUUUUUUAGAAGUUUUUACUUUUUUGACGUACUGAAAUCUCUUAGUUCUGCUAUUCGUGGCUGGGUGGCAGUCACUGUGCAGGUGAGGAGCUCUGGUUGCACACAGCCCAUUUCUGUGGGCUCGCAGAGCAGCCGUCCUGGUGUGAACUGGAAGAGGGUAUGGUGUGCUGAAAUCCUCCUGCUUAACCAAUUCAUUUCAAUGGGUUACGUUAUUGAUGAUGCUGUUCUAGAACGCUCUAUCCCCAUCUAGAUCACUUAAUGAAAAGAUUGCACAGCAGUACUGAGGAGGUGGACACAACGGCGGUGGAACUGAGCAGAAAGUGAACUUGGAAGGACUUCAGAGACUUUUUCCGGAUUUCAGAGUACCUCAACAGCAGUCCUUUAGGUGCCUUGCAUGUCUGUGCCUUCCUGUUGGGAGCAAAACUCCUGCUGGUUGACAGCUCGUUAUUCCAGCAUCUCUUCUUCAUGAGAAUGACCUCCAGCAGCACACAGAUGCACUGAGCUUUUCCAUUCAGUGGGCAUUGUCUCCGUUUAGGAUCUUUCUUUUUUUCUUCCUCCACCUCUUGGUGCAUUUUAUUGUACGUAGUGCAGUGCUUCAGUCUACAAUCCAUUCCCUCAGCUCCUCAGGCAUUAUUUUUCCUGUGGACAGCUGACAACCACAUCUCACACAAUCACAUGGCUGCGCCCUGUUGGCAGCAGGUCGGGAUACCCCAAAUUGAGUUUCCCACACCAUUCAAGAUUUGUGUUUACUUCAUGGAAACGCUCUCUGAAUGCCAUCGCUCCCCAAGAGGCUUCAUGUCAGAAGACCAAUUUUAGUCUUUCAGCUCGCAAAUCAUUCCUUUAACACUCAGCAUCCUUGCAGUACAGCUGUGGCCGUGCACGCCGCCUCCAGCAGCUCAGCAGUCGCGCUGUUCUGAGGGCGUUCGGAUGGAGAAGUGCUUUCUUGGUUUACAGCCGUAGCUCUUUCUGUGGGAUUUAUGCUAGAGCAGCCUCACUGCUUGAGUGCUAACCACGCUCUGCGGGACCCCGGUGCUGCGCUGGGCUCGCCUGGAGGAGCGGGUGCUGCGGGCUGGCCGUGCCCCGGCCCCGCGCCUCUGCGUCUGGUACUGAUACAUACACUGGCGACUUGAUUUUAUACUAUAAAAGGAUUUGUAUUACAGCUAACAGUUUUAAAAGAUUUUUCGUUUUUAAAUUAUGCAAGAAAAAAAUUAAAUGGUAAUAAAGACCUUCCUCAUCCA